CUGCAGCACUGAUAUCUACUUGUAGUGCACUACAGGUAUUAAUAGCGGAUAUUUAAUCCGCCGAUACCAGCACCUCGCAUAUCUCUCACAUCAUUGCUGCAGCACACCAUAUCAUCACACAAAAGUCUGAAAAACACUCUACUUUACAUCAAAUAGACAAGUAUUGAGACUCAUCGGUCAUAAUGGCAACGAUACAAACAUCCGUUCCGGAAGGUCUCAUCCCUCUCCUGGAAUCCCACCUCCCAAAUUCCCUCGUCCUCCUCCGCCGCCUCCAAUUCACCCGCUUCAAAGACGGCAUGCGCCCAACAGCCCGCAUCAUCCUAGCAUCAGACGCGCCACUCUCUUCGACUGCUUCACAAGAAAAAGAUGGCACAACCUCUGACGAACAGCCGCGCAACUUCUGCGCAGCAUACCUCGACUUCGGCAGCACCAAAGAAACCCAACUCUUCAUGUACUCAACACUCGAAAACGCCCCCAACAAAACUCUCACGGACGAGGACAAGAAAGCAGCCGAAUCCCAAGUCACAGCAAUUCUCGAUGCUGUAACACAAGUAAGCAAACAACAACCAGACAACAGGACGCUCCCCGGCGCAUGCCUCGUUGGGACCCUCGCCACGCCCACGCGGGACGCCAUGCUCCGAGCCGGCGUGCGCGUGACACCUCGCCAGGACUACGAGUACGAGAAAUGGCUGUUCCGCGUCGAUGAGAUUCCCGAUUUUGAGAACCGAGUGACGUUGCCUGAGGGGGCUUCGUGGGGCCCGGCUACGAAGAGGGAUUGUGAGAUUGUGGUUUCGAGGACGGAUAUUCCACGUCAAGUAAAGACGUUGAUGUCGUGGCCGAGCUUGUGUCUCAAACUAGAGGAUGGAACGCCUAUCGCAUGGUCAUUCCUCGGCACCGAUGCAUCGUUAUCAAGUCUCCACUGCGAGCCACCCUACCGACAGAGAGGCUACGCAAAGGCCCUGGCAUCGAAGUUGAUCAAGAGAGGUACUAGCGAGUACGGCGCCGAUGGUUGGGCGUCCGCCGACGUGGCACCGUAUAACACGGGGAGCAAGAAGAUGUGCCAGAGUCUCGGUGGGAGACAUACCUGGAACGUUUCGUGGAAUGUUAUUCAUCUUCAUGAGGUUUAGAUGAAGAUGUGAAGGAAAUCGAUCUAGAAGUUUGCUUCAUAUUACCUACUACCUCGUAGAUGUACAAAUCAGCCACCUUACAAAUUACGUCGAUGUAGUCAAAGAUUUACCUAGACAGAAUUAGUAGAAAAAAGGCUGCGAUGGUGCCCAAUGAAACAGAAUAUCGUUGCGUGGUACGUGAGGUAGGAAUUCUUUUGCAGACAUGCAGUAGAGAGAUUAGGUGA
Molecule: messenger RNA, 1351 nt
Organism: Colletotrichum acutatum
Lineage: Eukaryota; Fungi; Ascomycota; Sordariomycetes; Glomerellales; Glomerellaceae
Exons: 5
Coding region: 183-1127 (314 amino acids)
Molecular function (GO): acyltransferase activity, transferring groups other than amino-acyl groups
Source: RefSeq, a predicted model, not a curated record